This is a messenger RNA of Sabethes cyaneus, 1137 nucleotides long. RefSeq names its product odorant receptor 45a-like. The record is from RefSeq and is a predicted model, not a curated record. Gene Ontology annotation, molecular function: olfactory receptor activity; odorant binding. The transcript is spliced from 5 exons. The coding region runs from base 1 to 1137 and encodes 378 amino acids. Gene Ontology annotation, biological process: sensory perception of smell; detection of chemical stimulus involved in sensory perception of smell. Lineage: Eukaryota; Metazoa; Arthropoda; Insecta; Diptera; Culicidae. Gene Ontology annotation, cellular component: plasma membrane.
AUGAAAGUUUUUAAAGCAUUUAGUAGAGACAAGUUUCUCCGUGUGCAGCUAAUAUGCUUAUCACUGAUUGGCAUUGAAGAAAAGAUUACCCUUUCGAAUCGAAUUCGAUUCAACAUCUGCUUUAUUUCUAUGUUGAUAAUGGACCUAGCAACCGUACUUUUUGCACUAAAAAAUAUUAGUGAUAUUGCUCUAGUGUGCGAUAGUCUAGCACCUCUUUUUACUGCCUAUUUAGGCAUAGUUAAGCAAUUAUGUCUCGUUACACACAAACGAGAGCUAUGGCAAAUCAUAAAACAUUUAAAGAAUUUUAGAGACCAUGCUACAACAAAUGAACUUGAAGCCCUCGAAAAGAGUAGUAAACUCGAUCAACAUUUGGCUACAGCUUUUCUGACAUCUGCGUUAACUACCGGAUCGCUAUUUGUCGUUGCUGCCAUAGGAAGAGGAUUGUAUAAUUUGAUAUUCAAUAAUGUUUCUUAUUGGCCACUUCCACUUCCGCUCAGUUUUCCUUUCGACACAAGCCACCCGAUUGUAUUUGUUUUCCUGUUUAUAUGGUCCAGUGUUGCGAUUUGCAUGGUUGCCUUCGCUAGUGUGUCGAGUGAUGCUGCAUUUGCAGGGAUUGCUUCAAAUCUGGCAGUUCAUUUUGAGUGUAUAAAACUUCGUUUUGCGGAUCGAAAAUUUUUCAACGGGGAUGAGUCAUUAAAAAAUUUGAUCGCAUACCAUGAUUCAAUAUUAUGUUUAUCCCAAAAGCUAAUGAUUUCAUUUAGAAUAAUAAUUUUUCAGAAUCUGUUGGUUGCUUCUGUGCUGCUGUGUGCAUUAGGUUUUCAAUUGGUUAUGUUUCUAGGCUCUUCAGUUAUGUUAAUAUAUCUCGUAUAUGCCACAGCUAUUGUUAUUCAAGUUACCUUUUUUGCAUAUUAUGGAUCGUUGUUAUUUUACGAGAGUACUUCGGUAGCCGACGCUAUUUACUGCAGUAACUGGUAUGAAGCUUCACCUAAAACAAGGCAGAUUUUGUUGCAAUGCAUCAUGCGAGCACAGAUCCCGGUGAACACAAGGGCCGGUUUUAUGGUCGCUUCACUGCCAACAAUGAGAGCAAUACUGAAUUCAGCUGGAUCAUAUGUUGCUUUACUUUUGUCAUUCACAUGA